Molecule: messenger RNA, 1566 nt
Organism: Fomitopsis serialis
Lineage: Eukaryota; Fungi; Basidiomycota; Agaricomycetes; Polyporales; Fomitopsidaceae
Exons: 13
Coding region: 1-1566 (521 amino acids)
Source: RefSeq, a predicted model, not a curated record
AUGCACGGCGCUGGGAGCAGGUUUCUCGGCAGUCGAGGAGGAGAGGUGUUCCAGACGGUCAUGGUCAGGGUCGACAUACACAGCGGAGUCGAAUGUUGGCAGUCAAGUACGAAUCAUUACACAUUGGGAAGGAUGUAUCAUUCGUCGAAUGAAGACAUGAGAAGGAAGUGGAUGGUGGACGAAGAGUGCCAGAGAGGAUCGCACAUGUUCUGGGCCAGCUUCGCAGACAGCUCGUUACUCUGGUUAGACAAGCCGGCUACAACCCCUACCGCGUUCUCGAAGGACAGUACUUACUCUGUAGGCCGGCGAUGUUCAACGAGGACUCCAAAUGGGCCGUCCAACUUCUCCUGCUCGCUGGCUCUCCAUCCCGGUUCCUGCGCUGCACCGCGUGAUACUACCAGGCUGUAUGCGCGCAGUUGGAAGUCGGGGCUUCCGACUCGGGUCUUCACAGACACUCCCCGUGCUCUACGUCGCACGCUCUCGUUUCCUCUGAACUCGACAGAUCCUGUCAAACUAGCUGCGAUCGAAUGGCUCGUUGACCGGGGAGCGCAUAGUGCAGGGGCACUGAUCGUGGUCAUAAACCCGGCGCACGCUUCCUCUCGACACACGCCACGCAUACGACCCCGAGAGGUCAGAAGGAGGACUCACGGUACCGGCCGUGUGGUCGCAAUGCAGAUUCCGACGCUCUCCUGGCAAGGGCGAGGGUUGUCGAGGGGAAAUCAGUGUUUGUGCGUCCCGGAAUGCGGGUAUCCCACCGCCUCCCGCCCCCAAGUCUGCUGUGACAUCGAUGAUGUACAAGUCGAUAUAGCUGCUGGACCGCUGGCGGAUUCGCUGAGCGAGUGCCACCGUCUCACGGGCCAUUACAAUUACCUCGGACCCGAUGGUAUACUUGCCAUGAUGGCCGAUGCCAUCUGUAGGGCUCAAUCUCAGGUACUUCCACGCUCGCUUCCCGCGACUGUCUCGGUUGUUUACUCGCUGCUUGCCAAAAACGAAAGAGUCGAGACGAGACUCCUCACUCCGACCGGGGUUCAAGCUGAGAUUCUGUCAUUCGCUGGCCGACGAGCUGCUGAUGAUUUCAAAAGGAAAGUCCGCGCACAUCGAAGGUCCGCUUGCAAUCUCGGUACCGCAGCGUGGAGCAUACAGGCACGCGAAAUGCGACGUACGGCACUUGCAGAGAGCACAGAAGAUACAGACCAGGCACUUCCGAUUCUCAACCUCGUGUCGAUCGCGACGGGGAUCGCUAGGCCUGUUUCGCCGAGAAUGCUAUUCGCAUCCGCUCUCGGGACGAAGCAUGGCUUCAAUCCCCGACCGGGUGUUUACGCUGUACGUUUAACGGGGUUGUCUCAUACUCUCUCCGUACGGUUUCUUCACUACCGGCUCGAGCAGCGCCGCUUGAUGAUUCUGCGCGCCGACCUCGUACGGUCUGUUGUUCGAUCUGUGUUUCCUGCAGAUCCCUCGAUCGACGACGAAUGGGCCGGUAUCUCGCUGGAUCACACGCUAAGUAGGCCGGAAGGAACGUCCCGACGCCCAGUUCGCACAUUGGGCGACGACGACGCAGCCGCGUAG